Molecule: messenger RNA, 2219 nt
Organism: Mus pahari (shrew mouse)
Lineage: Eukaryota; Metazoa; Chordata; Mammalia; Rodentia; Muridae
Product: torsin-1A-interacting protein 2
Exons: 5
Coding region: 197-1732 (511 amino acids)
Biological process (GO): endoplasmic reticulum organization; membrane organization
Cellular component (GO): membrane; endoplasmic reticulum
Molecular function (GO): ATPase activator activity
Source: RefSeq, a predicted model, not a curated record
CCCGCUGAUACUGCACAGGAAAAAGCAACUGGCUUGGACUAGAGGCCUGGCUUCCCUUUGAAGGAGCUAUUCUGUGAUCUGUGCUGCUAUCACUGUCUAUACUCCUUGCUUCUUGCUUCCAUGGGAAGCAUGAGUCUAGUGGAACCUGGGACAAGAAGAAAACGUAUCUCCACUACGAAACCCAGACACUAAAAAGAUGUCCCAAAGUCUGAAGAGCCAGAACACAAACAUGAGUGACAGUGACUGCAGGGAUCCUGCGGGAGACUCACAAAACGUUUUGGAAAAUGAUCCAUCAGUAAACUCUCAAGCACCGGACACCAAAGUCACACCGAGUAAUACUGCAGAAGUCACACUGAGUAAUACUGCAGAAGCCCGGACCCCACAUCCCACAUCUGAUCUUAGAGAAGACUGUCAUGAAAUAGGGGCCAGAGGUCAGGAGCAUGUAGACACGGGUGACAGGUCAGGAAGUCCAGAGGAACAAGCUUUAGAGAAACCUCCACUGGGUAAAGCAGAGCUAGAGAGCAGCCCGAGUCCUCAGGACACAGAGCACGGGCAUCACCCCCACUCGGAACAUGCGGGCAGAGACGCCCUAGAUCUGGAUCCUGACUGCUCUCAAAUCGACUUGGGAGGAAGAACAGAUGCAUGCCUGCAAAGCAGCUCUGCAGCCCCCCCAGAGGGGGCAGGUGACAGGGGUGAAGCUGAUGCACACCUGGAGAGCAGCUCUGCAGCACCCCCGGAGGGGGCAGGUGACAGAGGUGAAGCUGCUCAGGAACUGCUUGCUGUAGACUCUACCCAUGGCCAGAGUCUGGGCCAUUCCAACACAGGCCCAGGGAGCCAGGAUUCACUGAGGAGACGACUGCCUGCGCCAGAGGCUGGAAGGCAUGAAGAAGAGACAGAGUUGGCAGAGGAAAAGCAAGAGGUUACACAGGACACGACGCUGAGAAAGACUGAUAAAAAGAGUCUCUGGACUUACGGUUCCAUGUUUCUCGGCUGCCUGAUUGUGGCUGUUGUGCUCAGCUCUGUCAACAGCUACUAUUCUUCCCCAGCUUGGCAGGUGCCCCAGAACCCAGCUUUGGAGGCCUUCCUGGUUCAGUUUAGCCAACUGAAGGAGAAAUUUCCAGGUCAGAGUUCCUUCCUUUGGCAGCGAGGACGUAAGUUUCUCCAGAAGCACCUCAAUGUCUCGAACCCCAGUGAGCCAGCCACCAUCAUCUUCACGGCUGCUCGAGAGGGGAAGGAGACCCUCAAGUGCCUGAGCUACCACGUUGCCAAUGCCUACACCUCUUCCCAGAAGGUCACUGCCGUCUCCAUAGAUGGAGCCGAAAGGGCCCUGCAGGACAGUGACACGGUCAAGCUGCUGGUCGACUUGGAGCUUAGCAAUGGGUUUGAGAAUGGCCACAAGGCUGCUGUGGUCCACCACUUCGAAUCCCUUCCUGCGGGCUCCACCCUGAUCUUCUACAAGUACUGUGACCAUGAGAACGCCGCCUUUAAAGAUGUGGCCCUUGUCCUGACCGUCCUGCUGGAGGAGGAAACGUUAGAAGCAGGUGUAAGCCCCAGGGAGACAGAAGAAAAGGUGAGGGAUUUGCUCUGGGCUAAGUUCACCAACUCCGAAAGCCCCACCUCCUACAGCCACAUGGACUCAGACAAACUGAGCGGGCUCUGGAGCCGCAUCUCCCACCUGGUGCUGCCCGUCCAGCCCGUCAGGAACAUAGAAGAGCGAGGCUGCCUUUUGUGAAGCCAGCCACAGAGGUGACAUGGAAGGGCCACGUCUCAGGGUUUUGUCCUGCUAGGAGGUGACUGGCAUGUGAAAGGAAAGAGCUGGGAGGCACAUGAUUGUGUUAGAAAAGAAGCAUUUUUUCUUUUACUUUUUAAAAAUCUUUCUAGUCUGAACUUUGAUAAAACUUAACAAUUGGACUGAUGUUUUUCUUUGUCUGUUAAAGCCAAUCAGGGUUCAGAUACAACAUGAUGUAUUGUUUGUGUCCAGCACAUCGGAAUCGUUGCACAGGAAGAUCUGAUUCUCCAGGGAACUGCAGCCCCGCUGCUGCCUGCAAGGACCCUCACCAGCCUCUAGGGCAAUGUUUGGACCUGGACUAGGUGUCAUUUGAAUUAUUUUAGAGAACUCUUCUACUAUAUAUUAAGUGCUUUUUAAUAUUCACUUUUUUUUUUCAAGACAGGGUUUCUCUGUGUAGCCCUGGCUGUCCUGGAACUCACUCUGUAGACCA